GCACAUUAUUUUAAAGGCUGUCAACUGUUACUGUUGAAAAUUUCGAACUGUAACCAUAGUUUGGAAUUUGUUUUCUUUAAAAUUAGACAUAAAAGUCAAAUACAGCUUCAAAGAUGCGUGAAAUAGUACAUAUUCAGGCGGGUCAGUGCGGCAAUCAGAUUGGUGCCAAGUUUUGGGAAGUGAUAUCAGAUGAACAUGGAAUCGAUCCUACAGGAACGUACCACGGAGACUCUGAUUUACAAUUAGAGAGAAUCAACGUGUAUUACAAUGAAGCGACAGGAGGAAAAUACGUUCCCAGGGCAGUUUUGGUCGAUUUGGAACCAGGCACGAUGGACUCGGUCAGAUCCGGCCCUUUUGGACAGAUUUUCAGACCAGAUAAUUUUGUAUUCGGCCAGAGCGGCGCAGGAAACAAUUGGGCAAAAGGACACUAUACCGAGGGUGCAGAACUAGUAGAUUCAGUACUGGAUGUCGUAAGGAAAGAGGCAGAAGGAUGCGACUGUAUGCAAGGAUUUCAGCUGACGCAUUCCCUAGGCGGAGGAACAGGAUCAGGUUUAGGUACGCUACUUAUUUCGAAAAUUCGUGAAGAGUAUCCGGAUAGAAUAAUGAACACAUUCUCAGUCGUACCAUCUCCCAAGGUAUCAGACACAGUAGUAGAACCGUACAAUGCGACAUUAUCCGUGCAUCAGCUAGUAGAGAACACAGACGAAACCUACUGCAUCGACAACGAAGCACUCUACGAUAUUUGCUUUAGAACGCUGAAACUGACUACGCCUACUUAUGGAGAUCUGAAUCACUUGGUGUCGGCGACAAUGUCCGGAGUAACCACGUGCCUCAGGUUCCCCGGACAGUUGAACUCCGAUUUGAGAAAACUAGCUGUCAACAUGGUGCCUUUCCCCCGUCUGCACUUUUUCAUGCCAGGCUUCGCCCCGUUGACAUCCAGAGGCAGCCAACAAUACAGAGCUCUGACGGUACCCGAGCUGGUACUGCAAAUGUUCGAUGCUAAGAAUAUGAUGGCCGCUUGCGAUCCCAGGCACGGAAGAUACUUGACGGUGGCCGCCAUCUUCAGGGGGCGCAUGUCCAUGAAGGAGGUCGACGAACAGAUGCUGAACAUUCAGAACAAGAACAGCAGCUAUUUCGUAGAAUGGAUCCCGAACAACGUAAAGACUGCCGUGUGCGACAUUCCGCCGCGCGGCCUCAAAAUGUCCUCGACUUUCAUAGGAAACUCCACAUGCAUCCAGGAGUUGUUCAAGAGGAUAUCCGAGCAAUUCACGGCCAUGUUCAGAAGGAAAGCGUUCUUACAUUGGUACACCGGCGAAGGCAUGGACGAGAUGGAGUUCACAGAGGCUGAGUCGAACAUGAACGAUCUGGUGUCGGAGUACCAACAGUAUCAGGACGCGACCGCAGAAGAGGAGGGCGAAUUUGACGAGGAGGAAGAGGGAGACGAAGGGGAAAACUGAUCCAGACUGAUCGAUGCCUAGCGUCAACAACUUAUUUUGACUCUAAGCUCCAUUCAACUCAAAAAUUUGUCUAUUAUAGAGGGUACUUCCCGCGAGUAUAUACCGUUUUCCGAUUUGAAAUAAAUAUCUUUAAAAAUAA
Acanthoscelides obtectus is the source of this 1596-nucleotide messenger RNA. NCBI's taxonomy places the organism in Eukaryota, Metazoa, Arthropoda, Insecta, Coleoptera, Chrysomelidae. The record is from the annotation of a GenBank genome assembly.